This is a messenger RNA of Tetrahymena thermophila SB210, 2160 nucleotides long. RefSeq lists its product as hypothetical. The transcript has 9 exons. Lineage: Eukaryota; Ciliophora; Oligohymenophorea; Hymenostomatida; Tetrahymenidae. The record is from RefSeq and is a predicted model, not a curated record.
AUGAUACCUGAAAACAAUAACUUAUUUGUUAAUAAAAAUUCUAUCUAAAAUAAUUAGAAUCCUGUGCUAUUUUGCUGGGGAGUAGAUAAUGAAUUAUUUGUUUAUGACCAAAAUAAUAGUUUCAAUAGUACAAAAAGUAAAAAGGGAUAGGCAGUUAAUUUAUAUUUCUCAGAUAUUAUUCCACCAUCAUUUAGAGAUAUGGUCAAAGAUUUCAGCGAAAUAUUCUAAAAUUUCCACAAUCAAAGAUAAAAAAUAGAUGAGAAUUUCAUUAAAGUAAAAUCAGAAGAAAUAAAAAUGAUUUCAACAAACUAACAAACCAAGUAUGCAAGUGAAAAAGAAUUUAUGGAACAGUAUCAAGAUAUUUCUGUAUAAGCAUUAGAUUAAUACAUAGACACAUUUAAAAGAUACUUAUAAAUAGGCAUCUAAAAUUAAUGGACUUAGUAACACUUGAAUUAUACAAUAAUAAGCUUAAUAUACUAUGACUUUAUUAAGAAUCUAAAGAUAGAAAAGCAAAGAUCAAAGCUCAAGAAAAUAGAUUUUUCAAAAUCAGAAAUGAUUGUUAGAUUACUUAAUUUAUACCAAGACUCAACUAAUCCAACAAUAAAUCAAGAAAUCCUUACGUUUGAUGUUUGGAGCUAAAUUUAUCAUUUCUUAAAAAAUCUGAAUAUAAGCCAAGUUAUUUGCCUGUUAGAAGACUAAAAAGGAUACGAAAAAAGGAUAAUACUCAACAUAAUUGAUGCUUUAAAAAUGAAGAAAUAUUUUUUUAAAGGCCAAGAUGCUAGACUUAUCCCAAAGCAAGAAUUUAUUAGAAGACAUGAAGAGUUUAAAUAAAGAAUAUAAGAAAUAAGUAAAAAUGUUAAUCCUUAGAGUGAACUUUAUUUCUUUUUGCAAGUGCUUAGUGGCAACAUUCAGUUUAUACACACCUUCUGCUAAUAAGAUUGGAUGACUUUUGUUAUUUUUUAUAUACUUUUUGCUAACCCUAUAUUCACAAUAGACUAGCUCAAAACUUAAAUUCAUGAAUGCUAUUAGCAUCAAAUUGAAAAGAGCGGGGAUCACGUUUAACAAAUGUUUUUCUAUUUGAUUACUCAAUUAGACUGCUAUGCUAGUAUUCAGAAAGCUUAGGGCAUUCUUCAUCCUUUCUAUUUUUUCCAUUUGAUAGAUAUCUUACAAGUUGCUGAAUUCACUUUUGAUGACUAUACUCCCACAUACGAUUAACUAUAGAGAAAUUUUAGGGAAGAAAUUUAGUUUAAGUUUUUAUAAUAUCUUUAAAAUGAUAUUUUUGACUAUCAAUUAAUGAGCAUUUACAUCAACAAUUUUGUACAGAGAGUUGAUAUUAUAGAUAAGAAACUGAAUCACAGCUAAAUAUUUGAAGAUUUGUUGGUCUCUAAAAGCAACACUGUGAGUAACUUUGCUUAAAUAGUCUAAGAUGUGUAAAAAGAAAAAGAUCCUAUACUAAAUGAAAGUGUUAAAAGCUAAAUAUCUGCUAAAGCUAUGAGCUUAUUGCAAUAAAAUUAAUACGAUAAAGCUCUUGAAUUUUAUAUUUAAUUAGCUGAUUUCUAAAUUGAAGAAUGUCCUCCAUAAAAUGAAGAUUUCUAAAAAGUAUUAACAGGCUCUCAAUUAAAAAAAAUUGAAGAGAAUUAUAAAUAUUUGAGAGAGCUUAUUGUAAAUUUAUUAUUUUAGAGAUGUGAUGUUGAUUUAAAGUCUAUUGUAGAUUGCUUGGAAAAAAAAUCUUGUAUUAUCAAUAAGUAUUACAUUCAUACUUAAGUUAUAAGAAAGCACCUAAAUUUUUUGUACUCUUAUGAAAAACUUGCAGAUGCUAUUAGUAAGUUAAAUAGGGAUAAUAACUUUUAAGAUAAAAACUUAUUAGGAUCAAUUGAGUAAGACAUAUACAACCUGAUAAAAUUGUAAAACUGUUUAUCAAAAGAGCUUGUCAUAGGUCUUAGAUUAAUAGAAACAGUAUUAAAAGCAUCCCAGAUAAAGUUGUCAUAAUAAAUUUAUAAUAUUUUAGUGCUCAGAACUUAGUAAUUAAUGAGGGAAAUCAAAGAAAACAUUAUGGAAUAUGAGUUGUUAAAUGAUAUCUAAAAUAUUCAAAUUUAUAAAUAGCUAAAUCAGGAAAUGUAGCACUUUAUUUCAAUAGUUAUGAACAGCUAUACAUUAUGA